GGUUUUGAAGUGCAGAUGCUAUUUAAAGUUGUAUGAUUCUCCUUUGAAGUCUCCAACUGAAGAAGAUGAUGAUGUGUUAAAGACUCCUGCCCAGAAAAAGAAAUGAAAAAACAGAGGAAGGCAGAAAGGGCUAAGAAAGAGGCAGAGGAGAGAAAUGAAGAAUCAAGUGCAAGUGGUAUGUCAAAGUCUGGGAAACGGCAUGUUAAACAUGUUGACCCAGAUCCACAGGGAGAAAAGUUGUUGCAGGUUGAAGAUCCUUUAUUGGAAGCAUCAAAAUACUUGAAACUACUUCAGAAGAACUUGCCUGACUCUUUGGAGACUCACUUGCUUUCCUUUGAAGUAAAUAUGAGAAAGCAGAAGAUUCUACUGGGCUUUCAGGCUGUAAAGCAUCUGCUAAGGUUGGACGCUGAGAAUCCUGAUUCACAUCGCUGCUUGAUUAGAUUCUUCCACAAGGUGGACUCUAUGUCUACGCCAGUUACGGAUGCUGAGAAACUUGUUUGGAGUGUUUUGGAAGCAGAGCGCCCAUUUAUCAGUCAAUUGAAGGAGAAUUCUCUGAUUGAUGCAAACAGAAUUUUCCUUGAUAAGCAUGCUGAUUCUCUGAUGCAUAGAGCAGCAGUUGCAGAAAUGUUGUCUACCUUGGAGCUUAACAAGAAAGAGGAGGCUGUUAAAUUAAUUGAAGCCUCAACCAACAAAGUUUUGCCAAUGAGUGGAGCACUUGGACCGGUCAUGGAAUGGAAAUUAAGAGACUGUAUAGCAGUCCAUAAACUCUUUGAAAAUGUUUUUACUGACCAAAAUGCUGCAUUGAGAUGGAAAGAGAGAUGUGCCAAACACUUCCCCUACUCGACCUAUUUUGGUGGCAAUCGCAGCUCUGCCGUGCACAAUUUAGGGAACAAACAAACAAGCAAGAAUGCUGCAAACGGGGGUUCAGACCAUUCUGAAAUCAGUCAAGCUGCAAAUUCCAUUAUUUCAAAUGGAAACCUCGAGGCAUUUAAGAAGCUUACCAUCUGAAGUCAAUACUAAUUUUGUGCUUCAACUGCCAUCAACUGUAGUCAACUGAGUUCAGUGUUGAACCUGCUUGAGUGAUGGAAUCACAAUCACAUAAGUCUUACUCGUCCAAGUUCUUCAGAGCUCAUCCAAGAUAAAUGAGUUUGUGCGUUCACGAUAAGGUUGGCUCCUUGUUUCCCCAAAUUGUUUGAAGUCAUUUCGUCUGAGGCGGAGCACUGCAGGAAAUUUUGGGUACUGAGUGCUGAUCCGAGGCCUGUUCAGAAUAGGAGAAUAAAGGCACUGCUCUUCUAUGGCUAAUCUUUUCUGUGGAUGUUGUACUACUCCGCCCUAUCGUGCUUUCUCAUGUAUAACGCUACGUAUUGUGGAAAAUUUCGCUUUGAGUUGUAGGAGAGCCGCUUUAACAUAUCAAGGCUUUUCAUGUUUCUCAUAUUUCUGUGGUGCUACUCGUGGCUUUCUUUGUUGCCAAAAUAGUUGAGCGGUUGUUAUCCCCAUUUUUGAUUUUUCUAAGACUCAAAUCCUCUGAGGAACUCAUGGCAGCCGGCAUUUAUCACU
Rubroshorea leprosula is the source of this 1557-nucleotide messenger RNA. The record is from the annotation of a GenBank genome assembly. NCBI's taxonomy places the organism in Eukaryota, Viridiplantae, Streptophyta, Magnoliopsida, Malvales, Dipterocarpaceae.